GCCUCAAAAGCUCCCAGGCUAUCGCAGAGCGCACUGGAGCCCUGGCCAGCGCGCAGCCUUCCCGGCGCCGGCAAGCAGGGUCUUGAGAAUUCUUACUUGCUUCGGUUCACUCUCCUUCACAAAAACCACUGGAUCUUACAUGCUUCUGUAACCCCCACUUCCACUCCAUGUCCCUAUGAUCCUGUGCCAGCAACAGGACAAGUUCUCUGGAUGUCAGCUGAGUUACUAAGGUAACUCUAUUGGUCAAAAGGCAAACCUUGGUAGAACCCCAAAUCCUUUGGAAGCAUCCAUCUCUCCUCUUUUUUUUUUUUUUAAUUUUUGGUGUGUGUGUCUUCACCGAACAUUCAAAACUGUUUCUUCAAAGGGUUUUGCAAAAACUCAGACUGUUUUCUAAAGCAGAAACACUGGCGUCCACCGCAGAAGCAAUGGGCAGUGUACGAACCAACCGCUACAGCAUUGUCUCUUCAGAAGAAGAUGGCAUGAAGUUGGCCACCAUGGCAGUGGCCAACGGCUUUGGGAAUGGCAAGAGUAAAGUCCAUACCCGGCAACAGUGCAGGAGCCGCUUUGUGAAGAAAGAUGGGCACUGCAAUGUCCAGUUCAUUAAUGUGGGUGAGAAAGGACAGAGGUACCUGGCAGACAUCUUUACUACCUGUGUUGACAUUCGUUGGCGAUGGAUGCUGGUUAUCUUCUGCCUGGCAUUUGUGCUCUCCUGGCUGUUCUUUGGCUGUGUGUUUUGGUUGAUAGCUCUGCUCCACGGGGAUCUGGAUGCUUCUAAAGAGAGCAAAGCUUGUGUGUCUGAGGUCAACAGCUUUACAGCUGCCUUCCUCUUCUCCAUUGAGACCCAGACAACUAUAGGCUAUGGUUUCAGGUGUGUUACAGAUGAGUGCCCAAUUGCUGUUUUCAUGGUGGUAUUCCAGUCAAUUGUAGGCUGCAUCAUCGACGCCUUCAUCAUUGGGGCAGUCAUGGCAAAGAUGGCAAAACCAAAGAAGAGAAAUGAGACUCUUGUUUUCAGUCACAAUGCUGUGAUUGCCAUGAGGGACGGCAAACUAUGCUUAAUGUGGAGGGUGGGCAAUCUUCGUAAAAGCCACCUUGUAGAAGCUCAUGUCCGGGCACAGCUACUCAAAUCCAGAAUCACUUCAGAAGGGGAAUAUAUUCCCUUGGACCAGAUAGACAUCAAUGUUGGUUUUGAUAGUGGAAUUGACCGUAUAUUUCUGGUGUCCCCUAUCACUAUUGUCCAUGAAAUAGAUGAAGACAGCCCUUUAUAUGACUUGAGUAAGCAGGACAUUGACAAUGCAGACUUUGAAAUUGUUGUCAUACUGGAAGGCAUGGUGGAAGCUACUGCCAUGACGACACAAUGCCGGAGUUCAUAUCUGGCCAAUGAAAUUCUCUGGGGUCACCGCUAUGAGCCAGUGCUCUUUGAAGAGAAACACUAUUACAAAGUGGACUAUUCAAGAUUUCAUAAGACUUACGAGGUACCUAACACUCCCCUUUGUAGUGCCAGAGACUUAGCAGAGAAGAAAUACAUCCUCUCAAAUGCGAAUUCAUUUUGCUAUGAAAAUGAAGUUGCCCUCACAAGCAAAGAGGAAGAGGACAGUGAAAACGGAGUCCCAGAGAGCACAAGUACAGACUCACCUCCUGGCAUAGAUCUUCAUAACCAAGCAAGCGUACCUCUAGAGCCCAGGCCGUUAAGGAGAGAAUCGGAGAUAUGACUGGCUGAUUGCGUCUUUGGAAUAUUUAUGUCGCUACACAGUCUGUUGUUGGUCAGAGAUCCGAGACAGUUAUACAGACCAUGGUACUGGUGAAGAGGUGGGUGAAGGUGAGCAGCCACAAGAGACUAAGGCUAGCACAAAGGUUUCAAGAAAAGACUGUAAGCUGGAUGACUGAUGUAAAGUGCUUUGCAGGCCUCCGAGUGACCCGAUGGCACAUAUCUGUUGUAGAAUGAGUUGUGGGAUUUUAAAUGUAUUGUUUUGUGUUUUUACAAAACUUGAAUAUGCAGGAAAGCCUCAGUUUUGGUAUUUAGCUUACCUGGAAUGCUUCUCUUUAGGGGAACAAGGAUGAUUUUAAUGGCAUAACACAGGCAAGACUCUGCCUUAAUUUUUUGAAAAGCUGCUAACUACAUGAACACAAAUUGUAUUUUUGUUGCAGUGUGGUUUAUCUUUUACAUAAUUUUAAAAAGUCAGUGUUAAACAUUGUUGAAGGCGCACAGUGUGCUUCAAAGUGUCAAGUAUUUGGCUAUUAACUGCCAAAAUGAGAGCCUGAUUUUCUGAGGCCAGUAAUUUGUUUGCUACAAUUGAUCUCUCUGAUCUCCGAUCUCUCUCUCUCUCUCUCUCUCUCUCUCUCUCUCUCUCUCUCUCUCUCUCUCUCUCUCUCUCCCCACUUUCUUGUUACGUAAGGGCAUUAUGUAACACUAGCCAAAUGGUAGCCUCUGGGUUUUACACUUUUCCUUUCCACGACACUAAUAGGUUAUCUUAAAUUUUCAGUUAGACUGCCUAAAAUAAAUACCAAAGAUAAUGCACAUUUUUUGCACAGUGGAAUUUAUAUUAAAAAGGAAAAAAAAGUCCCAUGGGUUGUCUGGAAAAUCCAGAGACUAACUUUGAACCUCAACAAGAUGUUGAACAGCCUGUUCGUUCUGCACCUUAGUCUGAAAAAGAGCAUCAAAGUCGAUAAAUGUAUAUUUUCAAUUUUGUUCUUCUGUGCAUCCUUCUUAUUUGAAGAGGAAGGGAAAGAGAACAUGGGUCACACCUACAUACACACUGUACUAACGUCUUUCUUUCCCUGAUAGAUAGUGUUGAUCAGGCUAAUGUAUUCAAAGGGGAGAGAGAGUGAUACUCAGACAUUUCUGAGCUUUCCUCUUUCUGCACAUUCCAAAGCUUAUUCCUUAAGAUCAGAUCUUGCUUGAACUUUGUGGUAACCUGGCAUCCUCCAAACAGAGACAUCCAGCAUGGAGGAUAGAUAGUUUUCAAAUUUUGCAGCUGAAUCAUGGCCUUGACUGUCAGAGCAUUUCUAGCUUGGUGUCAUAUUAGGAAAGAUAUCUGGCCUCUAGGCUUGUCCUUCUGAGGCAUCUGCAGAGAAUCAACAUGGACUAAAUAUGACAAAGCAGGGUCUCUCUUCCCCCCCCACGUAUGUUUGUGUGUGUGUGUGUGUGUGUGUGUGUGUGUGUGUUUAUGUGUGUGCCACUUCAAUGCAAAAAUCUGCUUUGUAAGGGAGAGGGAAACUGCCUUUUUAAUGGCAGAAAAUAGCAGAGAAUAUCUCAGUAUUUUUGAGUCUUAGUGAGCCUUAUAAACACAACACAAUUACAAGCUAAUGAGUUAAGAGUCUAAAGGGUUACUUCUGUCUAUGUACACACUCAUGAUUAAUGUGAGCUGGCCAUUGUCUCUUAUAAAGUCCCAGAGCAGGUUACCAAGGACACAUUAUUUUCUAGAACCCUCUUCUGCCUCGUCACCUGCCUUGAUGAAAACAUCUCUCCCCACCCUCGCUCUAGCCCAAUAAUGCAAGUCUCCCUCCCUUUCGGUCUUUAGAUUUAAAAGUCCCCUACUUGUGGAUCCUAGGGCUGCUAAUUUUGCUUUUUAGUUGGAGUCUGAAAAUCAACUCUCUAAUGGUAUUGUAUUCUAAUAUGCCAUUAAAAAUCAGCUUGUUCUAGAAUCAUGUAUUUUGUUUCAGUUGUGCUGGUCUGUGGCUUGUGAGCAGCCGUAUCUGAAUGCAGUGCCUGUAAAAUGAUGACAGUUUCUGCUGUUUUCACCUGUCUUAAGUCAACGGUUUGAGAGCUCUGGGUGUUAUUAUCAUCGAAAUCAAGAGGGAAGUGUUGAGAAAGGGAUUCUAAUUGUACAUCCAUGUGUAAAGGCAGGGUUGGGAAGUUGCUUGAAGAGUUGGAGGGGUCAGUUGAAGAGAAAACAGACUGGCUUUUGACAGUGCGAGGAGGCCAUGGAGGGCUUCAGAUGCUGCUAUUAAGGUGAUUUGCAAAGGAAAACUAUCAAACCAAAGAGUAUUCAGUGGAAUGUAAACCACAUGAAGAUGCAGUGGAGAAUAGGGGCGACCACCUGGAGUUUCCUCCAAACAUACAGUGCUACCACUUAAAAAGACUUGAGCUAUUUGAAAGGGGUGGGUACAGGGACAAGAAAAGAGGGAGGGGAAUCUUUCAACUCAUUUCUUAAAAAGAAGAAAGCAUCUAAAAUUUCUGGUGCAUAGGUUUGUUUUUCUUUCUUUUUUUUUCAAGAAACUUUUGCAGAAGCUACAUUUUUGAAGUGUACAUUUUAUAAAGUUUAUCAGAUAUUUUCAUAUUUAAAGCCAAAUGUAAAUAGAAAUCUGUAAAGGAAAAAAAAAAACAAUACCAUAGGAGGUAUAAUUACAGCAGGGGUUCUGAGAGCUAGCACCUAUUAUGCUACCGGUUAGCAUGGUUUUAGUGGCUAUUACCAGCCGUUGGAGGUUCGUUUUGGUAUGUUCUUCUGUUAUUUAUUUCAGCAUGGACUGUUCCUUUGAAAGCUUUUUGUAGUUACUAGCAUUUUAAUAGUUACAAGCUUUAAAUGGCUUUUUGUUUUGUUUUUGCCAAGAGCCAAGACAUAGGUAAUGCACGUCAUUUCUCGCUGCAUUUUUACCUUCAGAAUAUCUGUCUUUAUUGACUGGGCCUCCGGAACUAGUGCACACAACUGCCACUAGUAAGCAGAUGGAGAGACUCACUUUGAACAUCUGGGGUUCAUUCCCAGAUGCCCGUUGCUUCUCUGCUGCGAGCAAAUCCCUCUAGGAUGUAUUCCCUUUUAAAGAAUGUUUGCCCGUAUCUGGAUGGGCAUUAUAUAUUUUUUUUGGAGGGGGGAGGCAUAGAUUCCUGGUUAUUCUAUUUUUAAAUAAAAGGUAGACAAAGUGAAUUCUAUUUUGAUUAUUGAGAAAGGAAUAGUUUUCUAUCCCUCUAAGAGUAUACUUGAAUCAGACAUUUUUAGAAUGUCGUAUAGCACUGUAGUCAUUUCCAAAUCCCUAGAGAAAGUUCCUUUGACUCCAUUCUUGUUCUGUUAGUGCAUUAUUCAUUGUCUUUCACUUCCUUUCUCCCCAUAUACUCCCUCCCUAAAUCUUGCUGUGUGUCUGAUGACCUUGGUUCCCCAAAGAUGUUCCUCUUGCAGACAACAAAUGUCAGCUUUUAUCUUAUAAUCAUUCACCCCCUAAAAGCAAACAGCUCAUCCAAAGGGGUGGCUUAAGCACCCCAUCACUCUGUUUAAUGACGUUAAGGUGGAAAGUAUAAAAGUGUUGCAUUAUUACAUCCCCUCCCACAACCUCCCAUAAACUAGAGUUUCUUUCCUAGGAAUGUUAGGUUUCAGCUCUGGGCUCUGGCGAGUUGAACAAUCCUAGCCUUUGACAAUCGUGAUAGUUAUUAUUUCCCCAUCUGCCAUCUUUUUGUAUCUAAAGUCUUCCUAUUGUACUGCACAAACCAUGGGUUGUACAUAUUUUUUAUAUAUUAUGUCUUAUUUUAUUAUUUCUAAAUAAAAAUAAAAUUGAAAAUGAA
This is a messenger RNA of Peromyscus leucopus (white-footed mouse), 5488 nucleotides long. RefSeq names its product potassium inwardly rectifying channel subfamily J member 2 (gene Kcnj2). The record is from RefSeq and is a predicted model, not a curated record. The transcript has 2 exons. Bases 426 to 1709 code for a protein of 427 amino acids. Gene Ontology annotation, molecular function: inward rectifier potassium channel activity. Gene Ontology annotation, biological process: regulation of monoatomic ion transmembrane transport; potassium ion import across plasma membrane. Lineage: Eukaryota; Metazoa; Chordata; Mammalia; Rodentia; Cricetidae. Gene Ontology annotation, cellular component: plasma membrane.